GCUGCUGCCGCCGCUCCGCGCUGCCAUCGGACACGCUCCCGGCGCUCCCGCAGCAGCGCUGCUCCGCCGGGAGAGCUCCAGCCUGGGCUCGGGAUUACGGCGGGGCGCUCGGCACGGACAGCGGGACAGCCCCGCACGGCUUCCCCCGGCAGCGCUGCGAGUUUGAGUUCAUUCAGCUACGACAUAAAAUUGACUGCACCAGAUAUAAAAAUGACAAAAAUCUGGAUCACAUUUUUGCUGCUCUUCUUAUCAGUUACUAUGUUCUUUGCCACUGCUACUCCAGCUGAGGGACAUCAGAACACCACAAUGGAGUUUGCCCAGCUGAGUGUCACACGGAAUAAAAUCAUGACAGCACAGUAUGAAUGCUACCAGCAGAUUAUGCAAGACCCUAUUCACAAGAAAGAAGGUCCUUACUGCAACAGGACCUGGGAUGGCUGGUUGUGCUGGAGUGAUGUUGCUGCUGGGACUGUGUCAGUGCAGCGUUGUCCUGACUACUUUCAGGAUUUCAACCCAUCAGAAAAAGUUACAAAGAUCUGUGAUCCAAAUGGGAAUUGGUUUAGACACCCAGAAAGCAACAGGACAUGGACAAACUACACCCUGUGCACUAUCUAUACCCAUGAAAAAGUGAAGACUGCUCUGAACUUGUAUUACUUGGCCAUCAUCGGACACGGUCUUUCAAUUGUAUCCCUUCUGAUUUCUCUUGGCAUAUUCUUUUAUUUUAAGAGCUUGAGUUGCCAAAGGAUUACCCUGCAUAAAAAUCUGUUUUUCUCUUUUGUUUGCAACUCUGUUGUAACAAUAAUUUCACUGACAGCCGUUGCCAACAACCAGGAAUUAGUUGCAACUAACCCAGUUAGUUGCAAAGUGUCACAGUUCAUCUACCUAUACCUGAUGGGUUGCAACUACUUUUGGAUGCUGUGUGAAGGCAUUUACCUGCACACUCUGAUUGUGGUGGCUGUUUUUGCUGAGAAGCAGCACUUGAUGUGGUAUUACCUUCUUGGCUGGGGUUUUCCACUGAUCCCUGCCUGCAUACAUGCCGUUGCAAGAAGUUUAUAUUAUAAUGACAAUUGUUGGAUCAGCUCUGAUACUCAUCUGCUUUACAUCAUCCAUGGCCCUAUUUGUGCUGCUCUCUUGGUGAACCUCUUCUUCCUGCUGAACAUCGUCCGUGUUCUCAUAACCAAGCUGAAAGACACGCACAAGGCUGAGUCCAACCUGUACAUGAAAGCAGUGAGAGCCACCCUGAUUCUGGUCCCUCUCCUUGGCAUCGAGUUUGUGCUGUUCCCAUGGCGACCCGAGGGCAGGAUCGCUGAGGAGGUGUACGACUACGUGAUGCAUAUCCUCAUGCACUACCAGGGUCUACUGGUGGCUACAAUUUUCUGCUUCUUUAAUGGCGAGGUGCAGGCCGUGCUGAGGAGGCACUGGAACCAGUACAAGAUCCAGUUUGAGCACAGCUUCAGCCACUCGGACGCCAUGCGCACGGCCUCCUACACCGUGUCCACCAUCAGCGACGUGCAGGGCUAUGGCUACGGCCACGAGUGCGCCAGCGAGCACCUCAACGGCAAGGGCUACCACGACAUGGACAGCGUGGCGCUCAAGGCUGACAAGCUCUAUGGCUGAGGGCUGCUCGGCUGCCCCAGUGACUUCAUGGCCAGAACGCCUCACCUGCCUUGGGGUAUGUGUAUUCUCCUGAGAGAUGCAAACUCAACCAACACCUUUCCCAUACGUAUGUGUCUGUGUAUAUGUAUAUAUAUAUAUAUAUAUAUGUGUAUGCAGACAUGCGUAGAUAUGUAUGUUUGUGUUUCUGUGUAUCUAUACAGUAUGGACAUCUGUACAUAUAUAUCUAUAUAUGUAUGUGCAUUUAUAUAAGGAUACAAACUUUGCCUCUUCAGUUUCUACUGUGUAGACAAAGUUGGCAAAUUUUUGUACAAAGGGAAUCAAUGAAGGAUUUCUUAUUUGUUUGGAAGUUUGUAUAAGACUGUGCUGUGUUGAAGCCACUUCAUUUGCCUAUAGAAUCUUAGAGUGUAAAUACCAUACUUUGUUGUCUUAAUUCAACCUAAAAUAGAACAAAGCUAAAUGGUUUAAGUAGGUGCAAUAACAACAUGAAGUUUUCCAGGUUCUUUUUUUUUGGUCCAGCAUUUGUUUGGAUGUCAAAAAAGCCCGACAGGUAGUUUGAGGUAACAGAUUCAAAGAUAGAUACUGCUGUUUUGGUCAAAGAGAUUGAUGUUUUGAUUUGUUCUCUUCCCACUGUUUUACACCAAGCACAGAGACACCACUUCCAGUGUUAGCCUUGAUAUACUUCUGUACUGCAAUGUAAUAUCUUGCACCAGGAUUGGAGCAAUUUUAUUUAAGCUGUUUCAGGAUAUUCAGAAGUCUCUCAUUCUCCUGAAUUGUAUGGAAGUUUCUUCUGGGUUUAACAAAGACAAGACUGAUGAGGCCUCACUGCCAGAGAGCAAAGGGGUAACCUGAGUCACUUUAAGUCUCUCCAGACACUGAUAGUAACUGCAGCUGGUGGAACUUCACUCUGUGCUUAAGGAAUUUACUCAACUGGAGAAGAUCAUGUACCAAAUAUGUUUCAGCAUUGUAUUACAUACAUUUAUGUAUUUCCCUGGCCACAUGCUUGAUAACUUAUUCCUUCAUUCUUGGGCAAAGUUUUGAUUAAUUUUGUGGCUGUUUUUGUUAUCUGAGAUGAGCAUGCAAGACUGAACACAGUGCACAUGAUAUACUACCUUUAAAGCCAGUAUGUGAGACUCAGACUCAUCAAGCAAACUAAUGUUAGUAAUUCUUAUUAUUUGGAAAAUCCAGUCUAAAGUUUGUAUUAUAAAGGUUCAAAACUUUAUGGAUUGAGAAUUUCAAUAUUAUUUUCGAUUGGUUGAUUCUGAAUCUCUGUCUCAGUUAAUUAGCUAAGAACAGUACUUUAUAUGUUGUUUCUUUGGUUCUGCUGGUGCAUAAAGUUCUCACUGAAAACUAGGAGGUUGUCAGGAAGGUCUUGAGAAAAUGUGUCUUUAUAGAAAUUUAUAUUUUUGUUAAAUCUUUAUGCUUUAAAGAAAUAGCAGUUUUGUUAAGUGAAGUGACAAAAAUGCUUAAGAAUGAGGGCAUGAAACAAGGUGAGUUCACUGAAAAUUAAAAAGAUAUAAGAAACAAUUUUAUACAUUUCAUUUGCAGCUAAAUCUACUUGCAGUGGGGAAAAAACAAAGUUAGGCAGAAGAAGAAAUAGAUGCUGGAACUGUGACAGACUGUUUUGCUCAUGAGCAUAUUUCUGGUGCAUGUAGUCCAGUCAAAAAAAUUGGAAGACAGUUUAUUCUGAGACCAGUUUGAAAUUUGCAUAUGAAAUUAUUGUAUACAAAGCAUCUUGACUUUGGCAUUUAAAUAUUUUUGUCAGUAGCUUUUCUCUAUGCUUCAUUAGUGGCUA
Molecule: messenger RNA, 3406 nt
Organism: Ficedula albicollis (Collared flycatcher)
Lineage: Eukaryota; Metazoa; Chordata; Aves; Passeriformes; Muscicapidae
Gene: CALCRL
Product: calcitonin receptor like receptor
Exons: 13
Coding region: 211-1614 (467 amino acids)
Biological process (GO): cell surface receptor signaling pathway; adenylate cyclase-activating G protein-coupled receptor signaling pathway; angiogenesis
Cellular component (GO): plasma membrane
Molecular function (GO): calcitonin gene-related peptide receptor activity; calcitonin receptor activity; adrenomedullin receptor activity
Source: RefSeq, a predicted model, not a curated record